CGCGCCCGGCGCCUGCGCGCGCCUGCGCCCAGCCUAACGGCGCGGUGGCGGCGCGGUGGCGGUCCGGCCGCCGCCAUGGCGUACUCGACGUGCUGCAGGGUGGCCAUGGUGUCCUGCCUGGUGCUCUGCGUCUCCCUCCUCCUGCCGCGGACCUUCCUGUCCCGGGGCGGCGGCAGGCAGGAGCCCGGGGCCGCGCCGUUCGCAGCGCCCGCGCCGCCCGAGGGGAAGCUGAAUCGCUUUCCACCGAGGAUGCAUUACCAGGCCACUCCUGACAGCCGAGCUGCCCCUCAUUUUCCAAGGUCUCACCUUGCUGAAGCAGUUGCCAAAGCCAAGGCAGGUGGAGGUGGUGGUGGAAGCACUGGUGGAACUGGAAGAGGUCUUGUGGGGCAGAUUAUCCCUAUAUAUGGAUUUGGCAUCUUCUUAUAUAUCCUGUACAUUUUAUUUAAGCUGGCUUCCAAGGGAAAAACUGCUGCUGGAGAGCGGAAAUGCCCUACUGCUGCACCUGGAAACAUGAAGAGGAAGAUCACUGACUAUGAGCUCACUCAACUCCAGGAAAAACUGAGAGAGACCGAAGAAGCUAUGGAAAAAUUAAUCAACAGAGUGGGACCUAACUAUGACAGCAGGACUCAGAAUGUUACAACAGACCAGGAAAAAAGGCUACUUCAGCAACUCCGGGAAAUUACUAGAGUUAUGAAGGAAGGAAAAUUCAUAGAUGGCAUCUCUCCUGAGAAGGAAGCUGAAGAAGCUCCUUACAUGGAGGAUUGGGAAGGUUAUCCAGAAGAGACCUAUCCUGUCUAUGACAAUUCUGGUUGCUUCAAGCGCAAACAGGACACAAUCCUUGUAGAUUACCCUGACCCGAGCCAGCCCUCUGCAGAAGAGCUGGCAGAAAGAAUGGAGGGCACAGAAGAUGAGGAACAUCUGUGCAAUGAAACGCUGCUAAUGGAUCUCACCAUGGGAAGGGGCGGUCAUGAUUUAAUGCAGAAAAAGGACGAGAUCACUGGCAUCAGCGAAGAGGAGGGGGACCUUCAUCAUAGCCAAAGCAGCGAGGAGUGCUGCUGUUGUUAUCAGGGUGAUGAUCCUGCUGUUAUAGCAGAGAAUGCUGGAUUCCACAACGAGAGCUGCAGCGAAGCAGAAGAGUCACCCCAAGAGGACCUGUCUGUGGAGUCGGAAGAUGAAAAUGCAGUCCUGAAGAAGCAGAAGGCCAGUGAUUCGGAUGAAACAGGCACACUGAGAAAGCGCAACACAAAAGGACUUGAGCAAUAAGGACAAUAGUAGAUGUUACCUAGAUGAUGAAUGUAGAGGUCAUAAACUGUCAUUUGUGUGGUUUUA
This is a messenger RNA of Falco peregrinus (peregrine falcon), 1329 nucleotides long. RefSeq names its product RIC3 acetylcholine receptor chaperone (gene RIC3). Gene Ontology annotation, cellular component: neuronal cell body; neuron projection; intracellular membrane-bounded organelle. Gene Ontology annotation, biological process: protein localization to cell surface; synaptic transmission, cholinergic. The record is from RefSeq and is a predicted model, not a curated record. NCBI's taxonomy places the organism in Eukaryota, Metazoa, Chordata, Aves, Falconiformes, Falconidae. Bases 76 to 1263 code for a protein of 395 amino acids. The transcript has 6 exons.